AUUUGGAUUGCUUUCUAUUUUUAAAAAAAACCCUAAUUCUAUAUGAUUUUUACAUUCUAGUCUCUCAGUUAAACGGAGAAUAAAAGCUAAAGGGACGUAACUUCAGUUCUGAAGAAUGGGCUUAAGCAAAAUCAAAGUUAAAUAACGUGAUAAAUAAAAUGAUUGGUGUUUAGCCUUAAAGCUUCCCAUUAUUUCUGAUUAUAUAAAAUGUAGAAUGUGUGUUUCCUGAUGCCCUCAAAUCAGCCACGCUCUUUUCUUCGGUUGGGGUAAAAGUGUUAAUGCAUCAGCUUGUUACUUUAUUUCUCCGAAGAAUCACAUGUCACUGAAGUCAGGCUGAACUGCACCAAACCAAAAUCAUAUUUUUAUUUCAGGAAUAGAAACAUCAAUACAUCCAUUGAUAGAAAAAGGGAGAGAGAGAGAGAGACUAACACUGUGUCUAAUCUACAGGUCUUUAUUAACACUGUCAUGUUUUCACCCUGGCUUUCUGUCAACAUCAGCGGAUGAUAUUUGUGCUAAAAACUCUCAUCAGUUAAGCUACACAAUGGCCUCUAGUGGCUUUACCUGUCGUUAUGGUAACCAGGCUCCAUCCAUCUCCUUCUCUGGUUCUGGAUUCAUGGCUACAUACCAGUUAGGAGUCACUCAGUGUUUCCUGACUUACGUUCCCUGGAUCCUGAAAACGGCGCCGUAUGUUCUGGGAGCUUCUGCUGGUUCUCUGGUGGCUGCAGUCAUCGUCUGCGAAGUUAGUCCCAUUCUGAUCAGAGAUGAAAUCAUUCACCAUGCCAAAGAGAUAAGGAAAAUUCCUCUGGGCCCAUUCAGUCCUUCCAGCAACAUGUUCCAUUGGCUACGGCGGGUUCUGACCAAAUAUCUUCCUGCCGACGCUCAUGUGCUGGCCAAUGGUCGGCUGGCCGUGGCCAUGACUUGUCUAUCUAAUGGCAAACAUGUGGUUAACACCGAGUAUCAGAGCAGACACGAAGUUUUUCAGGCUCUGCUGUGCAGCUGUUUUGUACCGGGCUACUGCGGUCUCCAACCGCCGUCCUUUAGAGGAGAGUACUACAUAGACGGAGGUUUCAGCAGCAUGCAGCCUUUUCCUCCGGCACCCUGCAGCAGAGACACACUGACCGUGUCUCCGUUCUCCGGAGACACGGAUAUCUGUCCUGCAGACUCUCCCUGUCUCUGGGACAUGGUGGUGAGUGGCUCGACACUGAAGGGUAACAGGGCCAACAGUGUGAGGAUCAUCAACGCUCUCUACCCUCUGGGCCUGGAGACCCUGGAACAGGCUUUUGACAGAGGCUACAAAGACACCAUUGACUUUUUGCUGCGCAACGAUCUGGCUCCGAUUUUACUUUUAAACGCAAUCCCCCAGGAUCCUCUAGACUGGAGUUUAGAAGAAAUGAAUCUGGAGAUGAGAGAGGAGGAAAAGGAGGACGAUGUGAAAGAAAGUGAAACACUGGCGUCUUUGGAGGACAACACACUGGAGAUGAUCGUUGACGAUGUUUUCUACAGAAGACAUAAACAAACUCUACAGCUAAGUUUCUGGAUUUGUCUUUGCUUCGGACAUUUCCUGUUCUUCUUUUGCAACAUAUUUGUCCAGAGCUUUGGGAGAAGCGUGAAGCAGAGGCUCCCAACUGUUGCCCUGACGUUUAAGGGAUUGAAGAGUCCGACGCAGCCGAGGCUUCAGAGAAAACAGACCGCCUCGUCGUAAUCUCUGAUUUUAAAAGAGCACACAGAAGUUCCUCCAGACAUUGCAGUACCGCAUUAUUUCAUCAUCAAAUCUCGAACUGACAUAUUAAGAGAGAGAGAAAAAAAAAAGUUUGUGCGUCUGUCCGUGACUUUAUUCUACUUUUAAAAAGCUAAUUUUGCUGUUAUUUGUGGGCGCUUAAAUUGGGCUAAUUAGGAGCAGGAAGGAACUGUUAUAAUAAGUCAAGUACAUUUAGUCUGUAUAGAGUUUAUAUCAAUAAUACAACGCAAAGCAAAACAAGCUUCACGAAUAUGACUGAAAUUCAAAUUAAAUCACAUAGUGAACAAGGACUUUAAGGAUGGGAGAAAAAAAAAAAACUCCCUUUUUUUCAGGAAGAAAUCUCCAGCAGAUCUGGGAUCAGUGUUGGUGUCUUCCUUGGCAAAGAAAAGGAGACAGCAAUUGGGGAAGUAAAGUGGUGAGGAAAUGACCUAUAACUAUAGGUGAUCCCAAAAUAGCAAUAGUUAUCACAAAAAAAA
Messenger RNA from Cynoglossus semilaevis (tongue sole), 2214 nucleotides. It is a transcript of the gene pnpla1, whose product is annotated as patatin-like phospholipase domain containing 1. Gene Ontology annotation, cellular component: lipid droplet; membrane; cytoplasm. The record is from RefSeq and is a predicted model, not a curated record. Gene Ontology annotation, biological process: triglyceride catabolic process; lipid homeostasis. NCBI's taxonomy places the organism in Eukaryota, Metazoa, Chordata, Actinopteri, Pleuronectiformes, Cynoglossidae. The transcript is spliced from 8 exons. The coding region runs from base 542 to 1702 and encodes 386 amino acids. Gene Ontology annotation, molecular function: triacylglycerol lipase activity.